AUGGACGCUUUGAAGGUCAACACUCGAGAUCCGUGGAUCAUCUACGAAGUCCUGAGCAAACUCGAUCACGAGACACAGAUGCUAUGGUCGCAGGAGCAGUCAGACGUGCCAACAUGGGACGAGUUUAAGGUUACUCAAGACAAUCCUCAAUCAGUUUCCGAGGAUCAGAAGAAGCCAGCCGUGCUGAGUAGCUUUCUUCCGUCAAACAAGAGUGCCAAUGGUGAGAUUCAUCGCUCUAUUUUGAAGACAGCAUGUGUAAGAAUUCUGGAUUCCCAACAAAAUGUCCAUGUGUGUCGCGCCCUUUUGGAUUUUGGAUCCGAGAUUUCUGUGAUGACAACCGAAUUGUGCCAGAGAUUGAGAUUGAAGUUGCAAAAGUCCCCUUACACUCAAGUUGAAGGAUUUCAAGGACAAGUAAGCAGCCUCAAGCAUCAAGUGAAUGCAAUCCUCAUCCCUCAGGAAGGAACGCAAAUUUCUUUGCAAUGUCAGGUUUCACAAAAGAUUUCCACCAAUUUGCCUACAUCUCAGAUAAACCCUCGGGAUGUAAGGGUUCCCACGGGAUUCGUGCUCGCUGACUCAGAGUGGCAUGUGUCUAGGCCAAUUGACCUACUCAUCGGAGCAGCACACGAAGACGAAAUUAUGCUGGACGAAGUUUACAAAAUGGGCCCAGGAAUUCCAUCACUCAGAAAUACCGUCUUCGGUUGGGUAGUUUGCGGAAAAUGGCAGCCUAAUGGCGCACAAUCAGCAGACACUCCCCCCGUUUGCCACACAAUAUCCCUGAAAACCAUUGAUGAGACCCUCAGGAAAUUCUGGGAACUCGAAGAACUCUCAGAAGAAUGUCCACAAACGGUCGAGUAUAGGGAAGUGGAAGAAUUAUAUUCAAGUACGACAAAAAGAUCGGAAAACGGUCAGUACAAUGUUCGUCUACCUUUGAAGGGAAACUUCGGUGAACUCGGAUCUAACCGAAAGCGAGCUUCAAGGCAAAUGAACUUCCUAGAGAGAAGGUUCUCACAGAAUCCUCAACUAUACAAGGAGUACUCUAAUAUCUUUGAAGAGUAUCUGAGUUUGGGAAUCAUAGAGAGAGUGCCUCUAAUCGAGCUUCAAGCUAAGUCAUAUUACAUGACACAUCACUGUGUUGUUCGAGAAAACGCGUCAUCUACCAAAGUCAGGAUCGUUUUCAACUGCGGAUCUGUUUCUGAGACCGGCAUAAGUCUCAACGAUGUUAUCAAAGUGGGGCCUGUCGUUCAACCGGAGUUGAUAGAGAUCUUGUGGAGAUUUAGACGAUUCCCGAUUGCACUAUCCUGUGACAUUGUCAAAAUGUAUUUGCAGGUACAACUCAAUGAGGAUCACAGAGAUUUGCAACGUUUUCUUUGGCGAACAUCACCAAGUGAACCAAUCAUGGACUACAGGUUCAAGACCUUGUGUUUUGGCAAUGCUGCGUCACCCUAUCUUGCCACAAAGACGUUGAUCAAACUUGCAGAAGAUGAAGGAGAAAGUUACCCACGAGCAGCAGAAGUUCUUCGGAACAAUUUUUACGUGGAUGACUGUCUAUUGUCAGUGGAGACCACAAAGGAAGCGAUCGAGGUGCAGAAAGAUCUCAUUAGUCUUCUCGGCAAAGCUCAAAUGAAGCUAUCCAAGUGGCAAUCCAACUCUCCGACAGUACUUCAAACAUUGCAAGAAGGCAACACAGAGGCAAAGGAAGUCUCAAUCUCUGAUGGCUGCGUGAAAGCGCUAGGAUUGAUGUGGAAUCCGUCAAACGACACCUUUUCAUUUCAAGUCGAUACAAUGGUCGAGAAUUUAGUUCCAACCAAGAGAAAUAUCCUGAGAGUGGUGGCAAGGAUUUAUGAUCUGCUAGGACUACUAGCCCCCAUCACAAUCAACGCGAAAUUAAUCUUGCAGAAUCUUUGGAAGAAUGAGAUUGACUGGGAUACCGAGGUUGAGGGAGAUAUUUUGCGAGAGUGGAAAAAAUUUAUUGCCUCACUACAACACAUUCCGUCUAUGAGAAUAUCUCGAUGGACAUCGAAAAACGAAAAUGUUUGUGAAGAGCAGCUCCACAUGUUCUCGGAUGCCUCCAACCUAGCCUAG
Molecule: messenger RNA, 2082 nt
Organism: Phlebotomus papatasi
Lineage: Eukaryota; Metazoa; Arthropoda; Insecta; Diptera; Psychodidae
Exons: 2
Coding region: 1-2082 (693 amino acids)
Source: RefSeq, a predicted model, not a curated record